AUGCUGAUACAGAUACUACGUAUAGCAUUGCUUUUGUCCAUUGGUGAAACGAACAUUUACAUAUAUCAUACUGAAGAUAGUUUAUCAGCACAAUUUUAUGAUUGUAUUUACCAUCAAGAUCUUCUCUAUUGUCGUCGUCCAACUGAGCCAAUCGUAUUACAACGAGAUAAUGAUACACAAUACUGCUAUAAUAAUGGUAAAGUUCAUACAUUCAGUUCAUUGAUGAAUAAUUCCAUCAAUGCGAGUUUUAUUCGAUAUAAUUGGAAUUCUGGAAUUGAAAAAAUAGAAGAUUAUAUGAAUUAUGUUACUGAUGGGAUCGAUAAUUAUAUAUGUGAAUGUACAAAUUCACAAUCAUUUGGAAGACAUUGUGAAUAUAUAUUACCGUUUGGUAAAACAUUCGAAGAAACACUUCAAUGGGAAUUAGAAAAAAGAAGACAGAAUAAAAAUGACACGCAGAUAUAUGGUGAUAUUUUAUGCUAUACAACAAUACUGUGUGAUUCAGGUAUGUUAUGUCUUGACUGGCGAGAUAUUUGUGAUGGUCUUCAACAAUGUAUGUUUGGUUAUGAUGAAGAAAAUUGUGAUAAAUUAGAAUUUAAUGAAUGUGAAGAUGAUGAAUAUCGAUGUGUAAAUGGAAUGUGUAUACCUGAUGAAUAUUUUCUUGAUGGUGAUUAUGAUUGUAUGGAUACAACAGAUGAAAUUGGUUAUAAAGCUGAUUUUGAUUGUACAUUUCAACAAGUUAGCAUAGAAUGUGAUGAUCGCACGUGUUUAAGAGAUUAUUAUUCGUGUGGCGAUGGACAAUGUAUUGAUAGUCGUUUAGCUUUUCAGGGAUCCUCGAAGCUGAUGGAAACAUGUAGAAGUUAUCGUGACCAAUAUUACAUAUGCGAAACUCAUUACUACGAUGAACAAUGGACUUUACCCAAUGGUAGAUGUUAUUUAGGCAAAGAUUACAGAGAGAUUAAUAUUUUUAAUCUAACUAAUACUGAAUUAUGCAUCUAUUUCGUGAAAUGUCUUCUUUCGAAUGGUGCAGAAAAGAAUUGUAUUUCGAUGAGCAACGGUCACGACUACAAUGAACAACUAAGAAAAUAUUGUUCAUCACCAUUUAUUCAAUAUCCUCAAGGUGCGAUAAUUGGUCCUUAUAUUCAUCAUUUUUAUAAUAUCGAACGGCGGUCAUGGGAAGAGCGCACAGCUGACUUUAUUAUAAUCAAUGGAACUAUUAAAUGUCGACAAUAUUUAAUCCAAAACUAUAUAAAUAUAUCCUAUUCUACAUAUGAAUCUCUUCUUGAAUGGGAAGAAUUUAUAUGUAUGUCUCCAGUAAUGAAUUCUUCUAUUCUUGAAGGUGGUUAUGAUCCGUUUUGUUACAAUAACUCUCAAACAUUCAAAAAUCAAUCGUAUAAUGUCAUUGACAUAUGUAAUCGUUCAAAAGAAUGUAUUUCUGCGUAUCGCAUAGCAGAUGGAUUUGAUGAUUGUAUAGAUAACAUGGAUGAAGUUAAAAUCAAUAGAAAUUUAGUUUUAAAAACAUGUUUAAAAAUGCGUCGACAUCGUUUUCAAUGUUCUUCUGACCAACCAACAUGUUUACCGAUUCUUUUUUUCAGUGAUAAUAUAACUGAUUGUGAAAAUAAUUAUGAUGAAUUAAUUUCGUUAAAAUUGAAUUACAAUUAUAAAUCGAAUAGGGAUAGAGAAAUUCUUCAACAAUACAUUGAAAAUUCAUGGGAAAUUGGCGAAAUAUCUCAAAUUGUAGCAAAUCUUUCGUUUCGUUCCUAUUGUAACACGUUUUGGGAUGUGGAAUUGCAUAUAGAUGAAGAUCGUAAGAUUUGUAAAGAUUGGUGGAUAUGUUCUAAAGAUCAAUGGCAAUGUCAUUCAGGCCAAUGUAUUGAUGUUAAUUGGGUUCUAGAUGGAGAAUGGGAUUGUUUAGAUGCAUCAGAUGAACAAAAAAUUUUCUUUACUAAUCAUUCAUUAUCGUCACAUAAUAUCGAUCUGAUUGAUAGUUCUGUUUUGGAAGAAAAUUUUCAAAUACGUUAUUAUGAGGAACCAUUUUGGAAUAUUUGCAAUUUCAGCACAGAAUUUCCAUGUUUUCCAAUUAAUUCUUCUUGUUUAUCGAGCUAUCCAUGUAUUAGUCUUGAAAAAGUUGGUGAUGGCCAUCCUGAUUGUUUGGGUGCUGUAGAUGAACGAAAUACAAUAGAAUAUUGCAAUGAGGCAUACAUGCUUGGAUAUGAUUUUCUAUGUCUGUCAACUAAAACUUGCAUUGGUUUUUAUGAGAUUUGUGUCGUCAGGUGUCCUAAUAUUAUUGAUGAUGAGCGAAUGUGCGAUAGUCACAGAGAUUCUGAUGGGUGUGAAAACGAUAAGGAUUUUCGAUGCUGGAACGGAACUUGUAUUAAGGAUGGACGGUGUAACCAAAAAUCAGAGUGUGUAUAUGGAGAAGAUGAAUACCAUUGUGAAAUUCCAAAUGUCGAACGUAAAACUAUUGAAAGUAACUAUCGUAGUCAGAAAAAAAACAUUGUUGCAACGACUCCGAAGUAUUUGAAUCUACCGAUGUUUCCUCACGAAACAAAAACAUUAUCAAACAUCAGUAUACACAACUCUACAAUAUCGGAAACUAUCAAAAGUAUCGAUAUAGUCAACAAUAUAUCUUCACCUAUUGCUUACAUAUGUAAUCGUGGUGUUGGUAUUUAUACAUACAAUGAUUCAAUUGUUUGCUUUUGUCCUGAACAAUACUAUGGGGAUAAAUGUCAGUUUUACAAUGAUCACUUAACUUUAAUUCUUGGUUUAGAUAUCUCAAGUUCCAAAUAUAAAAUGGUUAGAAAUUCAAACAUGAUACUGAAGAUACUUGUUUUGUUCUUAUAUGAGAAUGAAAUUCUUGCUACUAAAGAAUUUCAUGUUCGACCAGCUAUUGAAAUGAAUAAUCCUAAGAAACAAAUCAUUCGUUUUCUUUAUUCCCGAACGAAUAUAUCGUUGAAAAGAAAACAACAACGAUAUUUUAAUCGAACAAAUAUUAUUAAUGAACAUCCUUAUUCAGUACAAAUCGAAGGUUAUAAAUUAAAUCAAAAUAAAACUCCAUUGUUCAUUGGUGUAUGGAAAUAUCCAAUCUAUUUCGACUACCUUCCAUCAUUUCGCUUUGUUCAAAUUCUUCGUUUCAAUAACACCAACAAUAUAUACAAUCCAUGUUCACGUAAUCCAUGUGGAGGAUAUUAUCAAUGUCAUCAACUUCUCAAUCAACCGUAUAAUUACAUUUGUUCUUCACCCAAUCAUAAUUCUAAUCAAAGUUAUUGUUUCGGAAAUGCACUUUAUCGACAAAAUUAUCGAAAUUCAACAGAUGAAACAAAAUUAUCUACAUAUUGUAUUUGUUCAUCGGAACGGUAUGGCUAUCGAUGUGGAUUAAUAUACGAUCAAUGCAAUGAAAAUCCUUGUGAAAAUAAUGGCACUUGUCUUCCUUCAAAUAAACCAUCUGAAUAUCAUUGCGUAUGUAAAAGUUUCUACUAUGGAAAACGAUGUCAAUUAUCAAAACAAAUUGUUACUUUACAUGUCAAUGGAACUGUCGAACAUAAAGCAAUAAUUAUUCAAUAUUUUCGAUUAGAUCGUUUUACAUUGAAAUUAAUUUUAAUUUCUCAGCGUAUUUACAAACAACUUCCUAGUCAAUUGACUGAUUUUCAAAAUGAAAUGAAACCACCUGAUAUUGUCAUAGCUAAACAAUAUAUUGAUAUAAAUCAAGUUAAUAUUUAUAUUCUUUCAUUACAAAUCAAUGCUUCAUCUCUGAAUAUUAUAGUACAAAUGAAUGAACUUAAUCGUUGUAUUAAUGUUCGUAUGUUAUUUCAAAAAGACGAAGAAAAUGAAAUUCAUGUAUAUAAAUAUCAUUAUCUUUGUCGAAAGAAUUCCAGUUUAUUUUGUUUUUAUGAUCGUAACUUUGUGUGUAUUUGUGAUAAAGAUCAUUAUCGUGUAGAAUGUUUUAAUUAUGAUCAUAAUAUUGAACACUGUUCAUUCUGUUUUUCUGAUGGUCAAUGUUUAAUUGAAAAUCGUUUAUAUAAAGAUAAUUAUCAUUGUCUUUGUCCACCAUGUCGUUCUGGUCGAUUAUGUCAAUUUAUAGAUGAUGGAUUAAGUUUUACUAUUCAUUCCGCUCUUCUACAUGUUUCUUAUAUUUAUCAAAUAAUUUAUUGUCUGAUAGUUUUUCUUCUAUUUAUUUUUGGUGGAAUAACUAAUUAUGCAACAUUAAUUACAUUUAGUCAAGGGAAGUUACGAGAAACAAGUGUUGGUAUUUAUCUUUUAUUCUUUUCAAUAAUUAGUCAAGUGACAUUAUGUUCAUUAACCUUGAAAAGUUUUCAAAUACUGUUCAAUUUUUUCACGAAUGAUAUUUUAUGUAAAAUUAUUUCUUAUGCACUUUCAACAACUAGUCGUUGUUCAUUUUGGUUAAUUAGUUGGGUGGCAAUUAUACGUCUAUUUGGUAUCUUAUUUCCUUUUUCAACUUUAUUAAAAAAUAUCCGUCUUACAAUAAUUGUAAAUUUAUUAACGAUAAUUAUCAUUGCAUCAAUGGAUAUUCAUGAAUUAUUCUUCUAUAUUAAAGAUCCAAGUGGACAAUCAGCUUGCAUUGUUAGUUAUCCAUCAAUUAUUUCAACCUAUGAACGUAUUUCGGUUAUUCUUCAUUAUACUAUUCCAUUUUGUAUCCAAACCUUAUCAAUAAGUGGAUUGAUUAUUUUAGCAGCACGUAGUCGUUCUCGUGCAAAUAAUCAUUCUGAAACAUUUUUCAAAUAUCUUCAAAGACAAUUUGAAAAUCAAAAAGAAAUGUAUAUUGUUCCAUUAGUUAUUAUUAUAAGUGGUUUACCACAUUCAAUUCUUUCAUUUAGUUUUUCAUGUGUUAAUUUAUCAUUAUGGGAAAAACAUCUAUUACUUAUUGCUUAUCUUAUUGCUUAUGCACCGCAAACACUUGGCUUUGUUCUAUUUGUUAUACCAUCUACAAAUUAUUUAAAAGAAUUUCAAAAGACAAAUUUAUCGAAAAUGUUUAUUUUUCGAUUCAUUUUAACAAAAUGGAAGAAAAAACAUCUAGUAUCAUCUAUCACUUCAAACAACUAA
Molecule: messenger RNA, 5058 nt
Organism: Adineta ricciae
Lineage: Eukaryota; Metazoa; Rotifera; Eurotatoria; Adinetida; Adinetidae
Source: the annotation of a GenBank genome assembly